Messenger RNA from Prunus armeniaca (apricot), 789 nucleotides. Lineage: Eukaryota; Viridiplantae; Streptophyta; Magnoliopsida; Rosales; Rosaceae. The record is from the annotation of a GenBank genome assembly.
AUGGAAGUGAGCAGCAGCAAGCACCCAGAGGAUCUUGAAGCAGAACUAGAUUCGAUAGAUUUGAGCAGCAAGCCUCCCGAGGAUCUUGAAGAAAAAUUAGGGCCUAAGGAAGUGAGCAACAAAACCCCAGAGGAUGUUGAAGCAAAACUAGGGAGAAAAGAACCUAAGGAAGUGAGCGGAAAAUCCCCAGAAGAUCAUGAAGUAGAACUAAGGCCAAAGGAAGUGAGCAGCAAACCCCCUGAAGAUCUUGAAGCAAAACUUGGACCAAAGGAAGUGAAUAGCAAACCACUCGAGGAUGUUGAAACAAAACUAGUGCCAAAAGAAGUAAGCAGCAACAAAUCCAGAGAGGAUCUUGAAAUAAAUCUAGGGCCAAGGGAAGUGAGCAGCAAACACUUAGAGGAUCUUCAAGCAAAACUUGGCCCAAAGGAAGUGAGCAGCAAGUCCCCAGAGGAUCUUGAAGCAAAACUUAGGCCAAAGGAAGUGAGCAGCAAAUCCCCAGAGGAUCUUGAAACAAAACCCGGGCCAAAUGAAGUAGGCAGCAAACCCAUAGAGGGUCUUGAAACAAAAGUAGUGCCAGACAAAACGAGCAGCAAACUCUCAGAGGAUCUUGAAGCAAAACUUGGGCCAAAGGAAGUGAGCAGCAAAUCCCCAGAGGAUGUUGAAACAAAACUAGGGCCAAAAGAAGCAGGCAGCAAACCCCUAGAAGGGCUUGAAACAAAAGUAGGGCCAGACAAAACGAGCACAAACUCUCAGAGGAUCUUGAAGCAAAAUUUGGGCCAAAUGAAGUGA